Messenger RNA from Penicillium cataractarum, 1212 nucleotides. Its product is annotated as DUF3844 domain-containing protein. Gene Ontology annotation, cellular component: endoplasmic reticulum. The record is from RefSeq and is a predicted model, not a curated record. The transcript has 4 exons. Bases 1 to 1212 code for a protein of 403 amino acids. NCBI's taxonomy places the organism in Eukaryota, Fungi, Ascomycota, Eurotiomycetes, Eurotiales, Aspergillaceae.
AUGCAUCUGGUCUCCAAGCUCCUAGCCCUGGCGGCGGCGGGUGCGUUGGGGACACAUGCCCUGGAGACAUCGAUAUUCACAUUUCCCUCGAACGGACAGAAACAAGGAGAGAAUAGCCUGAAGCACCAAACAGUAUCGGAAGAUGUCGCUCAACUGAUCCUGGAGCUUCGUACCCAAUCGUCUCUGCAGUCCAUCUUGGGCAAGGUCGAAACAGACAUCGUGGAUCGUAUCAACGAGUUUUCUGGCGCUCAAUCCUCCCUGUUUGGUGGGCAUGAUAGCCAUGGAACGCCAAGCAAGAGCAUGAUUCUCAUCGAAGGAGUCAAUGAAGCUGUUGGCUCGAACAUUCGAAAAGCACAGUCGCAAUCUAUUGUCGUUCCUCAUGCGUCUCCGAAGUUGGUGGAUGAUUCCUUGGGGUCUCAGCUGGGCAAUGGAGACAUGAAGAAACGCUGCACGUAUCGCCAAGGCGAUGGGGCCGUUCAGUCUGCGAAGGAUUGUAUCUCGCAAGAUCCGGUGCUCUCCCAAGGAGAGAACCUAUACAGCGACGAGUUCCUCGACCUGCUCGACUCGGUGGAAAUCUGGUCGAGCAAGGACCACACCACAACUGCCUCGAGGCUAUCACUCAAGGUGAAAUCCGACAACGGCCUCGUGACCAAGUAUCUCGAGUCCUUCUUCCACAACUUGAAUGACUUGACUUCGUCAGAGAGCCGUGAAAUCACUGCCAUGAUGGUCCCCGCUGCCGAUGCCUCCCGAGACUUUGCACGGAUCUACCGACGAGACACCGGAUCCCUGCCUCGGUCUGCAUCUGAUGCACAGAGCACUCUGCAAACGUCGGCAGAUGACCUGGCUUCGUCUUCUUCGCUGCUUGCACCGGUCUGCCACGCUUCUAACUCAUCCUGCUCAGACGCAACCAACAACUGCUCCGGGCAUGGUCAAUGCUAUCUUAAAUCUUCAUCUGGUGACUCGCAAUGCUUCGCUUGCCGUUGCCAAGCAACCGUGCGUACGAAAAGUGACGGCACGAAGCAGAAGAUCUAUUGGGGCGGUGUAGCUUGCCAAAAGGAAGAUAUCAGCUCGCCGUUCUUCCUGAUUGCGGGUGUGACCGUCUUGGCUAUCAUCCUUGCGAGCAGCGCUGUUGGUAUGCUUUUCAGCAUGGGCCAAGAAGAACUCCCGAGUGUGAUCGGCGCUGGGGUUGGGGGCUCGAAAGCACCGGCUUAA